AUGGAAGACCUUGAACAAGAGAAUCAUGAAUUUCGUGAUGAAGUAACUACUCUCCGUGUCGGUGUGGAAAGAUUGACUGCUUUGGUGGAAAGCUUAGUGGCUUCUCGAAAUCAACCAUCAUCUCCCCCAUCUCCUCGUGCCACUCAAAUGCAAACUGAAGUUCAGACUACGGCGAUUUGCGAAGUUUCUACUACUAGUGUUUUUGUGGCUCCUACCACUGGUCCCUCUCACUAUCAGAUGCCUAAUGGCUACUCUGGGGGCAUGUCUUACAACUUUGUGCCAGAGGGAUACCAUCCUGUUACUGGAGCUGCUCAAACUACUCCUAUAAUGACCGUGACUUCACCCCUGGUACAUACCGUGCCACAAGCUGAGGAGCUCAUUUACCAAGUUGAGCCUAAUGAAAUAAAUGGAGCUUAUGAUGAUUUCCAAGACCAAUUCCAAGAGAUACGAAAGGAGAUUAAAGCCCUCAAAGGGAAGAAUUCAUUUGGAAAGAAUGCUCAUGAUAUGUGUCUUGUGCCAAAUGUGAAAAUACCUGCCAAGUUUAAAGUGCCUGAUUUUGAAAAAUAUAAAGGGAAUUCGUGUCCUCAGAGCCAUUUGACCAUGUACUGCAGAAAGAUGGCCACUCAUACUGAUGAUGAUAAGUUAUUGAUCCACUAUUUUCAAGAUAGUCUAACUGGUGCUGCUUUGAAAUGGUACAUGGGAUUGGAUAGUACUCAUAUCAGUUCUUUUGAUGACCUUGUGGAAGCGUUCAUUCGACAAUACAAGUAUAAUGUUGACAUGGCUCCUGAUAGAGACCAACUCCGAGCCAUGGCACAGAAGGAGAAAGAGUCUUUCAAAGAGUAUGCACAAAGAUGGCGCGAGGUUGCUGCCCAAAUCUCUCCUCCUAUGGAAGAAAGAGAGAUGACCAAAAUAUUUCUAAAGACUCUAAGCUCAUUUUACUAUGAGAGGAUGGUUGCCAGCGCUCCGACCGACUUCACUGAAAUGGUGAAUAUGGGAAUGCGACUAGAAGAAGGUGUACGAGAAGGACGGUUGACUAUGGAAUCUGAAUCGUCGAUUGGUACCAAGAAAUAUGGGAACAACUUUCAGAAGAAGUGGGAAGAUGAAACUAUUGCUUUUCCAAUUGAUGGUGGAGAGUCUCAGAACUCCCAUUCCUACCAACCCUUAGCUUAUCAGCAAGCACCAUUCAUACCAUACGAUCAAUAUCCAUAUGUUGUAGCCGCACAAUUCAAGCAACCAUACCAACAGACGUGGGCAGCUUCUCCUCAUAAUUCUUCAAAGGAUGCUCCUCAGAAUGCAGCUCAGAAUCAGAAUCGUCAACGGAAUCAGAAUAUACCUCAAAGGAACCAGCAGAAGGAGGAUCGUCGCAUUGACCCAAUUCCAAUGACCUACGCUCAGCUAUGGCCAUAUCUAAUUGAGAAGAAAGCAAUAGCUCCCAGACCAACCCGACCUGCAAAGUUUCCAUUUCCUAAGGAAUACAAUCCAAACGUCAAGUGUGAUUUUCACAGUGGGAUAGUAGGUCACUCCAUUGAAGAUUGCAAUGUCCUGAAGGAAAAAGUUCAAGAUCUGGUUGACAAAAAGAUACUCUCUUUCAAAGAUAUUGGUCAUAUGCCCUGA
Vicia villosa (hairy vetch) is the source of this 1614-nucleotide messenger RNA. RefSeq lists its product as uncharacterized. Lineage: Eukaryota; Viridiplantae; Streptophyta; Magnoliopsida; Fabales; Fabaceae. The transcript has a single exon. Bases 1 to 1614 code for a protein of 537 amino acids. The record is from RefSeq and is a predicted model, not a curated record.